CAAGCGCCAGUAGAGAGAGACAAGAGCGGGGGUUGUGGACGCGUGUUGCCCGCUGUCCGAGAGUCAUCGCGCGUCUUCCUCCAGACCGAGGCUGCCGGUGCUGCCGGGGCCUCCGGACGCUCACCGCCCUGCUGCCUCCAUCUGCCUGAAGGAGAAGAUGUUGUCCGGCUGUAACGUGACACACGGUCAGGUCAUGUGAGGUGGAACCAUGGAAGCCACAAAAUGCUGCCUGACUCUCAAGAACGACGGCCCGAAGAGGAAGUCCUCCAGAAUGAAAUGAAUUCAGCAGCUCUGACAUGGUGCACAACUGUGGAGUACAAUGGUGGAAGGGAGGCGGUGCAGCCGUUGAACUGCUGAGGCUGAAUGAGGAAAUAAAAAAAGUGCACGUAGUUCUGGAUCACGUUGCUGAGUAGGCGUGCUUGAUCUGUGCCUGUGACACAGGACUAAGUGAGUCAGACGACAGCGCUGCAUGGAGUGACCACGGACGCAGCUAUGUAAGAAGACGAUGCACCGGUCCAGACCGCCCACACUCUGCUGUGAUUGAUGCCACAUGUGGGCUCUCAGGGGAACGCGGUGGUUGCUCAGCAGGAGAGGAACCAGCAGAUGAUGUACACCUGAGCGCUCAGUCGGUGUGACGUCUACAAACAGAGUUUCCCUUUUUCUUGAUAGAAAGCAUUCAACGGACGCAGCGAGUGUCUGCCAUGCCUCGGAACCGAGCCUUCUCCGAACCAGAGUAUUCGGCGGAAUACUCGGCGGACUGUUCCGUGACUCUGCCGUCGGACCCCGGGCAGGCGGUGGGACGCACACAUGAGGUCACGGUGCGGAGCUCAGGAUGUUGCCUGUGUCUGCCGCGCUUCAUGCGCCUCACCUUCACACCCGAGUCUCUGGAGAACCUCUACCAGACCUACUUCAGGCGGCAGAGACACGAAACCCUGCUGGUGCUCGUCGUGUUCGCCGCCCUCUUCGACAGCUACAUCAUUGUCAUGUGUGCGGUGGUCUAUACCACUGACAAGCUGGCGUCUGUGCUGGUGGCGUCUGUGGGACUGACAGCAGAUGUCAUCCUCUACCUGCUGUGCCGCUUCGGCCUGCUGCCCGACCGCAUCUCCAGGCGGGUGGUGCCCUACGCCCUGUGGGUGCUCAUAGCCAUUCAGAUAUUUUGUUAUCUGGGUCUGAACUAUGCUCGCUUCCACCAGGCCAGUGACACGGUGGGCUGGCAGGCUUUCUUCAGCUUCUCCUUUUUCCUGACUUUGCCUUUGAGGCUGACGCCCAUCGUGCUCAUCACUACUGUGUCCUGCGGGGUCCACACUCUGGUUCUGGGUGUCACCAUUGCCCAGCAGCAGCAGGAGAACAUCCAGGGGGCAGCACUUGGCAGACAGCUACUGGCCAACAUUGUGAUCUAUGUGUGUGCCAUCACUGUGGGCGUCAUGUCGUACUACAUGGCUGACCGGAAGCAUCGGAAGGCUUUUCUGGAGGCGAGACAGUCACUGGAGGUCAAACUCAACCUGGAGGAGCAGAGUCAGCAACAGGAACGCCUGCUGCUCUCCAUCCUCCCAAAGCACAUAGCUGAUGAGAUGCUUCAGGACAUGAAGAAGGAGCCCAGUCAGAAAGAGAUGCAGCAGUUCAACACUAUGUACAUGUACAGACAUGAAAAUGUCAGUAUUCUGUUUGCAGACAUCGUGGGCUUCACGCAGCUGUCGUCGUCCUGCAGCGCUCAGGAGCUGGUCAAACUCCUCAACGAGCUCUUUGCACGCUUUGACAAACUGGCUGCAAAAUACCACCAGCUGAGGAUCAAGAUCCUGGGUGACUGCUACUACUGUAUCUGCGGGUUGCCAGACUACAGGGAGGACCACGCCGCGUCCUCCAUCAUGAUGGGCCUGGCCAUGGUGGAGGCCAUCUCGUAUGUGCGAGAGAAAACGCAGACCGACGUCGACAUGCGGGUGGGGGUGCACAGUGGCACGGUCCUGGGAGGAGUGCUGGGUCAGAAGCGAUGGCAGUAUGACGUCUGGUCCACAGAUGUCACUGUGGCCAACAAAAUGGAGGCUGGAGGGAUACCAGGUCGUGUCCACAUCUCACAGAGCACCAUGGAGUGUCUUCAUGGCGAGUUCGACGUGGAGCCAGGAAACGGCGGCGACCGCUGCGACUACUUGAGGGAGAGGGGCAUCGAAACCUACCUGGUGGUCGUUCCUAAAGGACCGGUGGGAAAGAGCGGCAUCAAUGGUGUUAAGCUGUCCGUAACCUCUUCCAAUGGCAACUCCCCACUGUUAAUCAACACCACAGAGUGUAAUGGCACUGCUAACACAGCCUGCACCACACCGGAGGAACCAGAAGAACUGGAUGCAAGGGUGGUGAACCCAUCUUUCCCUAACCCUCGGAGGAGGCUGCGGCUACGUGACCUGGCUGAGAGGGUGAUCGAUGCCCAGGAGAACGAGCAGGAACUCAACAAACUGCUCAACGAGGCUCUGCUGGAGAGAGAGACGGUCCAGGCUUUGAAGGGGAAACACACCAACCGGCUCUCGCUGAGGUUUGUUGAUCCAGACUUGGAGACUCGUUACUCCGUGGAGAAGGAGAAACAGAGCGGCGCUGCCUUCUCCUGCUCCUGUGUGGUCCUGCUCUUCACUGCAGUCAUGGAGGCGCUCAUCGACCCCCGGCUGAUUGCAAACUACAUCACGUUUGCUGUGGGAGAAAUCCUGCUGCUCAUCCUGACAAUCUGCUCCCUGGCUGCGAUCUUCCCCAGAGUAUUUCCCAAGAAGCUGGUGUCUUUCUCCACCUGGAUUGACCACACCCGUUGGGCUCGUAACACCUGGGCCAUGGCAGCCAUCUUUAUCCUCACCAUGGCUGACAUCAUGGACAUGCUGAGUUGUCUGCCUCAGGUCCCUGACUCGGGUGAUGCCACCAUGGCUCCCGCCUCCUCCUCAUCUUCUUCCUCCACUUGGUCUGGCCCUCAUGGUUGCCUGGACAACCCCAAAUAUUACAGCUACAUCGCCGUGCUGGCCCUGAUGGCCACCACCAUGCUGGUUCAGGUCAGUCACAUGGUCAAGCUCACGCUGAUGCUCCUCAUCACCGUGGCAACAGGCAUCGUGAACAUCUACAGCUGGAGGGACAUCUUCGACCGCUACGACAUAGCCCGCUUCCAGGACUACAGGUCGUACCUUGUGCCCUCCAAGUUCACUAUGACGAUUAUGAUCUUCAUUAUGAUGGUCAGCUUCUAUUAUUUCUCUCGACAUGUGGAGAAACUUGCUCGCACCCUGUUCCUGUGGAAGAUUGAGGUCCAUGAGCAAAAGGAGAAGGUUUAUGAGAUGAGGCGCUGGAAUGAAGCCCUGGUGACCAACAUGUUGCCCGAGCACGUGGCUCGUCAUUUCCUGGGAUCCAAGAAAAGGGACGAGGAGCUGUACAGUCAGUCGUACGACGAGAUCGGAGUCAUGUUCGCCUCCAUCCCCAACUUCUCUGACUUCUACACAGAGGAGAGCAUCAAUAACGGAGGGAUCGAAUGCCUGCGCUUCCUCAACGAGAUCAUCUCUGACUUUGACAGUCUGCUCGACGAACCGCAGUUUCGCUGCAUCACAAAAAUCAAGACCAUCGGCAGCACCUACAUGGCAGCGUCAGGCAUCACCCCAGAUGUCAGCAAUGGCUACACUUGCAUGAAGAAGGAGGAGCAGUCUGACAGAGACCGCUGGCAGCACCUGGCAGAUCUGGCAGACUUUGCUCUGGCCAUGAAGGUCACACUCAUGAACAUCAACUACCAGUCCUUCAACAACUUCAUGCUUCGCAUUGGUCUGAACAAGGGUGGAGUGUUAGCAGGAGUCAUCGGUGCCCGAAAGCCGCACUACGACAUCUGGGGCAACACUGUGAACGUGGCCAGUCGCAUGGAGUCCACAGGAGUCAUGGGAAACAUCCAGGUGGUGGAGGACUGCUACAACAUCCUGAAAGAGUACGGCUUUCGCUUUGUGAGGAGGGGGCCCAUCUUUGUGAAGGGAAAGGGAGAGCUGCUCACGUAUUUCCUGAAGGGAAGAGACAAACAGGGCUCGUUUAUCAACGGCUCCUCCGUCACUCUGCCACACCAGGUGGUGGACAGCUAAGGAUCACACUCGCAUACACACUCACCUCCCGUGUGAUGACUGUAGAGGGGAGGGGCCCCCGGAGGACGCGACCUGGCCUGAGCUGCUGUUUACAGUCCACAUCUCAGUACUACUGACAUCCACGUUCCACGCCACUCAUUACUGAACACACUCAUGGAAAGAUAGACAGCGUGUGUGCCAGCGGAGGUUUUGUUUGAAAAUGUGACAUAAGAUGACCGGAGCAGUGAAUGUGUAGAGGCACAAUAUUUAAUAAAUAUAAAUUAUAUAAAAAAAUAAUAAUAAUUAGACUAUAUGAAGUGACGAGUAG
Solea senegalensis (Senegalese sole) is the source of this 4383-nucleotide messenger RNA. It is a transcript of the gene adcy3a, whose product is annotated as adenylate cyclase 3a. Gene Ontology annotation, cellular component: plasma membrane. The record is from RefSeq and is a predicted model, not a curated record. NCBI's taxonomy places the organism in Eukaryota, Metazoa, Chordata, Actinopteri, Pleuronectiformes, Soleidae. Gene Ontology annotation, biological process: cAMP biosynthetic process; adenylate cyclase-activating G protein-coupled receptor signaling pathway; intracellular signal transduction. The coding region runs from base 702 to 4076 and encodes 1124 amino acids. The transcript is spliced from 21 exons. Gene Ontology annotation, molecular function: adenylate cyclase activity.